Molecule: messenger RNA, 1188 nt
Organism: Sorghum bicolor (sorghum)
Lineage: Eukaryota; Viridiplantae; Streptophyta; Magnoliopsida; Poales; Poaceae
Exons: 1
Coding region: 155-856 (233 amino acids)
Source: RefSeq, a predicted model, not a curated record
GGAUCGUGAACUCGAUCGCGCUCGCGCCGCGACCGACACAUCUCCCACGCACGCCGCGGCGACGACUUCCACCACACCACCGCUUCCCACUGGCGGCCGGCUGACCACCGGCCCGCUCGCUCCACGGCCGAUCGAGAUCGAGAGAAGAAGCACGAUGCCGCCGCCGCCGCAAGCUCCGAGCCCCGGUGGCGCCCGCGGCGGCGGCGGCGCGGUGACGCCGCCGCCCAGCAACAGCAAGCCGCAGAGCCCGCUGCGCAUCGCGCACGAGGGCGAGUUCUACGCGCGCCUGCUCACCAGGGAGAGCUCGGCCGGGAACCCGCCGUCCUUCCGCUACUACGGCGCGGGGACCGGCGCCGUGCCGUUCGUGUGGGAGUCCCAGCCGGGGACGCCCAAGGACGCCUACUCUUCCUCCUCCCGGACGAUGCUGGCCGCCGCCGCCGCCGCAGUCGCGCCGGUCAUCACCCCGCCGCCAUCCUACUACCUCCGCGGCGGCGUGCCGCUCGCCCGGCGCCACGGCGGCAAGACUGGCAGCGGCGGCAAGUACUUCGGGUAUAAGCUCAAGUGGGUCAAGGUCGGGUUCAUCGCCACCGUCUUCCGCCGCCUCGCCUUCGGUAAGUCGAGGUCCUCAUCGUCGGCCGCGUCGGUCAAGUCCUCGUCGUCCUCUACACGCUGGCUCUUCUCCGGCUCCGGUUCCGUCGAAGCCCGCGAGCAGGAGUGCUGCGGCUACUACGACGAUCCUGCUGAGCCGCGGACCAAGGGGGUGCUCUGCCUCGGCGUCCGCGCGAGCCCGUGGAUGGUGCAGUUCUGCAGCGGCCAGAGGGAGCAGGCUGGCUGGGUGUACGGCUGGCGCCCGUAGUCGUCGUCGUCGUCGUCGUCCGGCCGCCGGCCGGCCGGUCGCUGUCGAGCGAAGCAUAUGUGCACCGUCCGCUCCGUGUCCGUGCAUGCCGGCCCGCAGUGUGGUUGGCCGGGUCGCCCUAAUUAAAGUGAUCUCAUAUAGGAGCUAAUUGUUCGUGCAUAUGGAUGUUCCUGUGUUUGAUCCAGUGUCCGUCACUGUGCUUGGAAACAAGAUAAGAUAAAAAGGUGUACGUUUCGGUCGUUUAGUGGCGUCGUGUUGCCAUGCCCGGACAUUUAUAUGUAUACAUGCAUUAAUUGUGCACCUCUGGUACCAUUGCUGUUGUUGUCUAGCUA